Messenger RNA from Sebastes umbrosus (honeycomb rockfish), 4397 nucleotides. RefSeq names its product serine protease HTRA3-like. The record is from RefSeq and is a predicted model, not a curated record. Gene Ontology annotation, molecular function: serine-type endopeptidase activity; protein binding. The coding region runs from base 518 to 1906 and encodes 462 amino acids. The transcript is spliced from 10 exons. Gene Ontology annotation, cellular component: extracellular region. Gene Ontology annotation, biological process: proteolysis. NCBI's taxonomy places the organism in Eukaryota, Metazoa, Chordata, Actinopteri, Perciformes, Sebastidae.
CUGCACCACCGAGUGGAUGUGCACUCUGCCUGGGAAGAGGAAAAGACAAGUCUCACUCCUCUGGAUGCUCUCAACGCACAGCUGGGACAUUGUCUCCAUCUGGACGCACAAUUACGCACAAUUACGCGCGGCUGCAAGAUAAAUAACAAGCUGCAACGUCCGAUUUCCAAUAUCAGGAUCGCUUUAUUUUGAUGCAUUUUGCAAUAUUUAGGAGACAUUUGUCUUUUUUCGUGUGUGGAUUUGCACAGCUGGGUCGUUGUCGCCAUCUGGACGCACAAUUACGCACAAUUACGCGCGGCUGCAAGAUAAAUAACAAGCUGCAACGUCCGAUUUCCAAUAUCAGGAUCGCUUUAUUUUGAUGCAUUUUGCAAUAUUUAGGAGUCUUAUUCGUGUGUGUGUGUGGAUUUGCAUCUGUAAAGUCUGCAGAAAGUUAUGCACAGAGUGCAACCAGGGAAUGUGAUCUGCGCGUAAAACCUCUCCAAGUUUCUAUCCUGCAACAAAAUCCUCCUUUAAAAAGAUGCAGAUCCUCCUGUAUGCAGCUGUGUUCCUGUACCUCAGAGAGUCUGAGUCUGCAGAGUGUCCUACCCGGUGUGAUGUGAGCACCUGUCCGAGUCCCAGCUGCCCCAGCGGAUACGUGCCGGACCGCUGCAACUGCUGCCUGGUGUGCGCCCAGGCGGAGGGAGAGCCGUGCGGCCGUAAAGAAGACCUGCCAUGCGGAGACGGGCUGGACUGCAAACACCCGAGCAAGAGACUCUCCAAGGGCUUCUGCAGGUGCAAGUUCAACCAUCCUCUGUGCGGCAGCGACGGGAAGACGUACGGAAACGUGUGCCAGCUGAAGGCCACCAGCAGGAAGGCUCUGCAUCAGGGACUCACCGGCAUCAGCCAGAGCCACAAGGGACCCUGUGAGAGCAGCACAGGUACUUCAAAUGCUGCCAGUCCUCGUUACAAGUUCAACUUCAUCGCUGACGUGGUGGAGAAAAUCGCUCCUGCCGUGGUCCACAUCGAACUCUUCCUAAGGCAUCCUCUCUUCGGUCGGAACAUCCCUCUGUCCAGUGGAUCUGGGUUUGUGAUGUCAGAUAACGGACUGAUCGUUACCAACGCCCACGUGGUCUCCAGCACCACACCAGUGUCUGGUCAACAGCACCUCAAGGUCCAGAUGCAUAACGGUGACGUAUACGAAGCCAACAUCAAAGACAUCGACAAAAAGUCAGACAUCGCUACCAUCAAAGUCAAUUCACAGAUGAAACUACCUAUAUUGUUUCUGGGCCACAGUGCGGACCUGAGGCCCGGGGAGUUCGUGGUUGCGAUCGGUAGCCCCUUCGCCCUCCAGAACACCGUCACCACCGGCAUCGUCAGCACCGCCCAGAGAGACGGCAAGGAGCUGGGCCUCAAGGACUCCGACAUGGACUACAUCCAGACGGACGCUAUUAUCAACUACGGGAACUCAGGAGGACCUCUUGUCAAUUUGGACGGGGAGGUGAUCGGCAUCAACACCCUGAAGGUCGCAGCGGGAAUCUCAUUCGCCAUUCCCUCCGACCGAAUCACUCGCUUCCUAAACGAAUCGCUCGACAAGCACAGCAAAGAUGUGAGGUCAAUAAAGAAGCGUUUCAUUGGAAUCAGGAUGCUGACCAUCACGCCAGCGUUAAUUGAAGAGCUAAAACAGCAGAACCCAGACUUCCCUGAUGUUACCAGCGGGAUUUAUGUCCACGAGGUCGUUCCUCACUCACCUGCACAGAAAGGUGGUAUCAAAGACGGUGACAUUAUCGUGAAACUGAACGGCAAACCUCUGAUGGCCACGACCGACCUGCAGGGGGCGCUGCAGGAGGAGACGGCCCUGCUGCUGGAGGUCAGGAGGGACAAUGACGACCUGCUCUUUAACAUCGAACCUGACGUUAUCAUGCAGUAGACAUGCAGAGUUAGACCAACAUCUACAGGAAGGCCCUCUUUUUGUGAAUGAACACGAUGGUGUUGGGUGGUGGAAGCUCUGCACCAGUGCAGUUGAACUUUUGUCAAGCGCACACUUCUUCUGAUAUUUUGGUACCUAACAAAGUAAAAGGAGCCGAUGGACGACAUGGUGCAAUGCAGUUUUGGUAUCAAGGAUUUACAGCCUCCACCUGCUCAGACCAGGUCAACGUUGGAACAGGUGCACAGAAUCGCAUAAAUCCAAACCCCUUUAAUGUUUUUAUGUUAUGUUUCACUUUUAAUUAUACAUUUUUCAACCAGUAAACACAUUUUACCUCAAAAAUGUAAAAAAAAAAAAUUACGUUAAUAAUGUCUGUUAGGCAGCAUCUUAUGGUGCACAUCACAAAAAGAAAAAAGCAAAGUUGAUGAAUGUACAGUUGAAUUGAUACAUUUCUAUUGAAUUUUUAAAAAACGAAAGUUGACCGUCAUCUUUUCUUGUAAAAUGUCCAGUGUAGUCGGUAAAACCGGUGUUGUCACAAGUUUAUUAACCGGUGGGAAAAUUUCCUCACUGUCACAUCCUUAACGGGCACCCGCCUCGUCGACUAUAGAUGAUAUACCAAAGUGUCAACAUACUCUUUGUGCUCUUUGUGCCUUGUUGCUUGCACAGUGGAGGACACUUUGCACCAUUUUUUCACGAAAAUAGGGUUUUAGUUUUGUCGAUAUUGGCCUUCAGUCAUCGGCCAGUGUGGUCUAUGAUGGGCAGUCUUUUUGACCUCAACCUUUGACCUUGUUAAUAAUUUGUUUUUUUUGUACUGUAUGUCAGUUGUAUGACCAGAGGAACCAUUCCAAAGUGUUGCGGGAGGCUUUUUUGCUAUAACAGUUUUGUAAAACCUGCAAUGAAACCUCAUGGUUUGAUUAAAAGUUGAUGAAUAUAGGCCAGGCAGCUUCAUUCCAAAACUGCUGAAAACCCUUUAUUGAAAAUGGUGAUGGCUUACGUCGUAUCUUUUGCUGGAAAAAGGUUCCCCAAACUAAGUGCUGUAAUGCUUUGAGUAUGGAUGGAUGAUAUUCCAGAGGAGUCCAUCCGAUCUGAGCCCUAAAGUUGUAUCUCCUCUGAAAGACGUUGGUUCUAACUGGGUUACUUGCUCUAGGACUUAAUAGUAAAACCCCUUAAAACUGACAGAAACAUGCGAUAAAGACAAUGUCAACGGGCUAACAUAAAGAGCUGUGUCCCAUUUCUGUCUGCUUUUCAAGACUGAAUACAUCAUUAAGUGCCCAAUCACACUACAAAGUGGGAUAAAUAAAUAUGCUUUAGUACAGUUUUAAUUUUCAUUGCUUGGCUUAAUAAGACUACUGGCUGGCUCGCUAUUAUAAACCAACAAUGAGUCUUAUUAGACUUAUCUCUGUAAUGGACACAGAGAUGAAAUUGAUCUGAUUGUGAGUUUGUUGGCCAACAAAGGCCCCUUAUGUUAGAGCUUUUUAACCAUCAGCCAUUUCAUCGCAUUUUUGAGAGCCUUAAGGUGCUCAAAAAGUUGUUAAACUUUGCACACUCAUCAGAUGCGUUGUAAAAUUUGUUAUUUUAAGGGUCUCGAGCUUGGGUGUUGCAAAAUGGCUUGAAAGCCCCCCCUAGAAAGUCGGAAAAAUUGAGCCCGGUUUCACCUACAUGUAUGAAAUUUGGUAGGCAGAUGUAACGUGGAGACGCACAAAAAAGCCUCUUGGAGGUAUACCCAAAACCCAACAGGAAGUCAGCCAUUUUGAAUUCAAUCUGCCAUUUUCACCCAUUUUUAGCGUUUUACAGGCCGUGUACUUUAACAAACUCCUGAUUUAAUCAGAUUUAAUCAGAUCGACUUAAAAUUUGGGCAGGACCAUCUACAGACCUUAACGAUGAAAUGUUAUUAAAAUCCUGAGUUUUCGUUGAACGGUGUGGCCGUGGGUGGCCAUUUUGCACCAUCCACCAUGAAACAGGAAGUUGUUGUGACUUCUGCAUGCUUUGCCAAAUCUGCUACAAAUUUCUCAGCCAUGAUGAUGAACCAGGCCUGAGGUCAUUUACAUACCAAAUUAGACUCAUAGCCCCCGCUCAUAACUCAUGAACAGUUUUGUCGCAGACUCUUAUGGGAGGCGUCCACCGCCGUCCUGCCAGUACCCCCGAAGCGCGGUAAGGUGCGAGGGCCCGUUCAUCGCUGUGUCCAAGCACAUGUUAAACAUUGUCAUGUUAUCUACGGUUUAUGGUCGGCGUGAUUCUUUAUUGCUGUAAAUUGUCCUUCCAUAACCAAAUGUGAACCACGUGUGUUGACUAACUUUAAAUUAUGUACUCUGUUGGACUGAAGAGCACAAAAUGUGAGUAGAUUUUUUAUAUAUAGUCUCUCGCUUUUAGUAUGAAGAGACUUUUAUGACAUCUUCGAAAUCAAAUGUUUACAUGUAAGUUGCCAACAAGACGAUCCUCCCCAUCAGCAGUUGGCAGUAGCUUUUGUCCACCAAAUAAAGUUUUCACAAACUAA